AAUUGCACUACCCGAAGACGCAUCAUCAUUAGCAGAGAUCGCACAUACUGACGCGUAAGAAGAAAAAACAACACGCUGAAGGAAUUGGGUGUAAGAGUCCGCCAGAAAUUCGAGGAACCGGCGAUCAUACGUUAAAUGGCCUCCCGAGGAUAUGACAUCCCUUCGCCCACACAGGCCGCCCUGACUGAGGAGCCGGACUCAGACUCGGACGACGAUCUGGUAGCCAUCCCCCAAUCAGAAAUCGACCAAUCCAACCAACCCUUGACCUCAGGAGGAAAGUCAACUCAGAAGGGGAAGACGAAAGCUUACCCACCAACCGGCCCAUCUCAGCCUACCGUUUCCGGUCAAAUCGGUAGCGCUUCUUCCGCUGCUCCCUCAAAUAAUCGUCAAUCGACUAGGAAAAACUUUGGUGGAAUUAUGACGGAAUCUAGAUAUGGCUCAGGUAUCAACACACUCGAUGAACCAAUCAGUGAAACUAUCAUGCGGGAUUUGACGGCCAUUGGCUCAAAGAUGGUCUUGAUUCUUUAUCCUGCUGGAUCAUCAAGUUCAAAAGCUUUACUUCGAGACUGGGAUCUUUGGGGGCCGUUGGUAGCUUGUUUAGGACUUGCAGUAGUCCUCUCCUUAAAUGCUCCACCACAACAGUCACUCUCAGUUUUUACAGGAGUCUUUGUGAUUGUUUGGGUAGGGUCUGUGAUCGUAACAUUGAAUGCACGCUUAUUGGGUGGCAGAGUCUCUCUAUUCCAAUCCUUAUGUGUCCUGGGUUAUUGUCUCUUCCCUCUAUUUGUUGCUGCCCUUGUCGCUCUGUUUAUUCGUUGGUUACCGAUCCGGGUGGUGUUGAGCGUAUGUGGAUGGGCUUGGAGUGUAUGGGCUGCUAUGAAUUUCUUUGGUGGCACUAGAUUAGAAGACGGCAGAGCAUUCUUAGCUGUCUAUCCUCUCGGUCUAUUUUAUGCUGCUCUAGCUUGGAUCACAAUGUUGUCAUAAAUUAGAUCUCCUUACUCUUCGCAAAAGGUCGCAGGACUACAAUAACGAAUUAUGUAGAAUUUUGUCAUUCUUUUUCCUGUCAACACACUGUGUUUUGUCUGAUCGCUAUAGACUUGGUAUGAAAAAGGAGUUGAUCCUGAUCGAGCAUUAGAUAACACGGCUCAUUCAACUCGUUCCGCUGUCUCAUGAUUCAUAUGUUUAGCCAAAAUAAGUUAUACAAGUUACAGUCUUACUAGCA
This is a messenger RNA of Puccinia graminis f. sp. tritici CRL 75-36-700-3, 1219 nucleotides long. RefSeq lists its product as uncharacterized. The record is from RefSeq and is a predicted model, not a curated record. The transcript is spliced from 4 exons. Gene Ontology annotation, biological process: endoplasmic reticulum to Golgi vesicle-mediated transport. Lineage: Eukaryota; Fungi; Basidiomycota; Pucciniomycetes; Pucciniales; Pucciniaceae. Gene Ontology annotation, cellular component: trans-Golgi network; membrane. Bases 136 to 981 code for a protein of 281 amino acids.